This is a messenger RNA of Chaetura pelagica (chimney swift), 1626 nucleotides long. It is a transcript of the gene PAWR, whose product is annotated as PRKC, apoptosis, WT1, regulator. Gene Ontology annotation, cellular component: cytoplasm. Gene Ontology annotation, biological process: apoptotic process; positive regulation of apoptotic process. NCBI's taxonomy places the organism in Eukaryota, Metazoa, Chordata, Aves, Apodiformes, Apodidae. The coding region runs from base 1 to 1071 and encodes 356 amino acids. The transcript is spliced from 7 exons. The record is from RefSeq and is a predicted model, not a curated record.
AUGUGGUCUAAGGCAGCAGGAGUGGCUGGAGAGAGAAGAGCAAGUAUUGUUGUAGGACAGCAGAGCAUUGGCUUGGAAAGCAUUAAUAAAGAAAGGUUAAAAGGAAGACUGAAGAGGGAUAGUAGUACUAUGUUUGGGGAUUAUGUUACUUUUAGGGGGAGAGUUGACAUUAGAAAUGUCAUAGAGCAUAGGUCAGAAUUUUACAGAAAGGUUAGAGGGAAGUUAUGGUUCAUCCGUUUGAUCGCCUACACAAACCGUGGAACGGGCAGUGCAUCCCUCGACUUCCCUGCACAUGCCUUUUCCCUGCCGUUCAGCCCAGCCCAGCCGGGUUUCCCUGCUGAAUUCGCUGUUACUACUUAUGAACAAGACAUCUCACAAGCCUUUUGCAGCGUGACUGGCCGCAACCUCGUGAAUCGUUGCUUCUUGUCACACCACGAAAGCACAGGCUCUCACGCAGCCUCCCGCCUGCGAGAAGAAACUCCGCCGAGUAACUUUGCGCUGCCCCCCGGAGCCGCGCACGGGAGGCGGUCACUGCGCUGCGGGAGCACUUCAGCCUGUUCCCACCGGAGCCUUGAUGAAUAUGAAGAUGAUGAAGCAGGACAGAAGGAGCGAAAGAAGGAGGAUGCUAUUACCCAACAGAAUACAAUACAAAAUGAGAGUUCCAGCGCAGAGACCCCUGGCUCGUACUUACUACAGGACUCCUCCAGGAUGGUUUCAAGCAGGUAUAAAAGCACUGCUAAUGCACCAGAAGAUGAUGCUCCAAAUAGAUACCCCCGAACAGACAGGACAACUUACAGCAGAUACAGCAGGGAUGCAAAUUCUUCUGGCAGUUCUGUACCAAAUAACGCGUUGGAAAAGAGGAUCGAGGAACUUGAAAGGGAACUUGCAAAGGAGAGACAGGAAAAUGUGAGGUUAAUGAAGAUGACACAGGACAAGGAGGAACUAAUUGGAAAGCUGAAGGAAGAAAUUGAUUUAUUAAACAGAGACCUAGAUGAUAUAGAAGAUGAAAAUGAACAAUUGAAGCAAGAAAAUAAAACCCUCUUAAAAGUUGUUGGACAGCUGACAAGGUAGAAGAUUCAAGCCUCAAUGAGGAAAGAUUUAAAAACUACUGAUUGAACAUUAAGGUCAAUAUAGUAAUACUUCCUGUGUUGCAGUAUGUUAUAAUAACUGUCUUUAUAUUUAUUGUUAGGAAACCAGAUGAAUGUUUAUUUUCGUAGUACUUUCUUCUUCAUUCAAUGAAAUGGCAUCAAAUUUAGGGUAUAUUUUUGGCUUUCUUUUCACAUAAGAAUAAUUAAAUUUUUUUGCAUACUUCAAAAUACUAUGUUCAAAAAUAUUUGGGUUUUGUAUCUUCAGAUUACAUUUGGAUAAAUUACAGUAAUUUAGAACAUAGCAGAAAGAUCACUUUCAGUCCAUGUGGGUGUAUAUUUUUGAAAUGAAUGGAAGCAAUACGUAUAAGCUUUGUUUACACAGAUCCAAAAUACAUAUUUUGGGAAAUAUUUCUCUUUUUUUUGUUUAAACAGCUGUAAAGUGGAUGCCUUAUUACUGAUGUAUAACAUUUUGCAGAUUGAUUACUUGCUCUAAAACACUUACAUGUUGAGGUUUUUUUACUGUAUCUGAAAGACUGAC